UACAACUAACUCACAGAACGCAGUCAUGCCAACUUUUCGAGCUUCCCAUUGAAGCGAAGCCUUCUUAUUCUAUCCAUUUUCCCUCUCCUCUGGUAUCAUUUAGGGCAAGAUUCAUCUUCUUCCAUGGAGCAGCAAUCCUUGAUCUACAGCUUUGUUGCGCGCGGUACUGUGAUUCUCGCAGAGUACACGGAGUUCACCGGGAAUUUCACCACUAUAGCCUCGCAGUGCCUCCAGAAGCUUCCCGCCACCAACAACAAGUUCACUUACAAUUGCGAUGGACAUACCUUCAACUAUCUCGUCGAUGAUGGAUUCACUUACUGUGUGGUUGCAGUUGAUGCUGCUGGCAGACAGAUCCCUAUUGCAUUCCUUGAACGAGUAUGUGAGGAUUUCGUGAAGAGAUAUGGAGGUGGGAAGGCCAUGACAGCAACUGCCAAUAGCCUGAACAAAGAAUUUGGGUCUAAACUGAAGGAGCAUAUGCAGUAUUGUGUGGAGCACCCCGAGGAGAUCAGUAAGCUUGCCAAAGUGAAAGCACAGGUUUCUGAAGUCAAAGGAGUAAUGAUGGAGAACAUUGAGAAGGUUCUUGAUCGUGGAGAGAAGAUUGAGCUUCUGGUGGAUAAGACAGAAAACCUUCGAUCUCAGGCACAAGAUUUUAGGCAGCAAGGAACCAAAAUGAGGAGAAAGAUGUGGUAUCAGAACAUGAAGAUAAAGCUGAUAGUUCUUGCGAUCGUAAUUGCGUUGAUUCUGAUAAUCAUUUUGUCCGUCUGUGGGGGCUUCAAAUGUUGAUGAAUCCUCCCCCUUGCAGCAUUAGGAUGUUGGUGAUGGUAUCAGGCUUACUCGGACAGUUUCAUACGUUGCUUGUUUAUUGUACAGAUCUUUCGUUUCCAUGUUUCUCUUAUCCAUACAUACCUAAGGACUCUGCUUUGUAUAGGUUGUGCUGUGUGGUUAUAUUCUUUUGACAUUCUGAAAGGGAAGUAGAUCAUUUGUUUGCUAAAUAAUAAUAAACACGUGGUUGUGAAUAACA
This is a messenger RNA of Cucurbita moschata (crookneck pumpkin), 1021 nucleotides long. Its product is annotated as vesicle-associated membrane protein 722-like. Gene Ontology annotation, cellular component: membrane. The coding region runs from base 124 to 783 and encodes 219 amino acids. NCBI's taxonomy places the organism in Eukaryota, Viridiplantae, Streptophyta, Magnoliopsida, Cucurbitales, Cucurbitaceae. Gene Ontology annotation, biological process: vesicle-mediated transport. The record is from RefSeq and is a predicted model, not a curated record. The transcript has 5 exons.